GCCUCCUGCUGGCUCCGUCUGCACCAGACAACUGCACAGAUUUACAUGCAAAGGGAUCGCAACUCCUGUAGGUGAAGUAACUCUCCAGCUCUCUCGCUUAACUGUAGGAGUCAGUUCAGACAACAUGGGUUCUGAACUAUACCUUCACUCGGAUAGCUUUGACUGGGCAACCUCGACUAAGCUGUGAGGGAAAGGAAAAAGAAAGAGUCAAAGAGAGAGAGAGAGACAGACAGAGAGAGAGAGAGAGAGAGAGAGAAAGUGACCAUGUUUGUGUAGAAGAGUCACACAGCAGUCCAACCUGAGUGUAAGAAUGAGCUUCCUGCUGUUAAUUAGAAAACCUGUAACAGGACUUCUCUGGAACUGCUUCUUGCUGCAGUCGAUUUUGGGAAGUCUCACCACUGACAACGGGAUCCAUUCCAGUUUCAUCCACGGCCGUCUAAAGAGCCAGGAGAGGCGGGAAAUGCAGAGAGAAAUCCUCUCGAUCUUGGGUCUGCCUCACCGCCCCAGACCACACUUGCAUGGCAAACACAAUUCGGCACCCAUGUUCAUGCUGGAUCUCUACAAUUCCAUGUUGAUGGAGGAGGCAGGGGGCUACUCAUAUCCAUACAAGGCCCUCUUCACCACCCAGGGACCUCCACUGGCCAGGCUACACGACAGCACCUUUCUCAGUGAUGCCGACAUGGUCAUGAGCUUCGUCAACCUGGUGGAAUAUGACAAGGAGAUUUUCCACCAGCGGCGACAUCACAGAGAGUUCAGGUUUGACCUCUCGAAGAUCCCAGAGGGGGAGGCCGUGACAGCAGCAGAAUUCCGAAUCUAUAAAGAUUAUACCAGGGAACGCUUUGUAAAUGAGACCUUCCAGAUUACAAUUUACCAGGUGCUGGAGGAGAACACAGAAAGUGAGUCCGAAUUGUUUCCCCUGGACUCUAGGACUAUCUGGGGUGCAGAAGAAGGGUGGCUGGUAUUCGAUAUUACAGCCACAAGUAAUCAUUGGGUGGUGAAUCCAAAUAAUAACCUGGGCCUCCAGCUAUUUGUGCAGACAACAGCCGGACAAAGUGUCAAUCCCAAGAUGGCAGGUCUCAUAGGAAGACUUGGGCCUCAGAAUAAACAACCAUUCAUGGUGGCCUUCUUCAAAGCCACUGAGGUCCACAUCCGGAGCGCACGAUCAGCAGGUGUUAAACAGAAGAACCAAGGUCGCUCUAGGUCUUCCAAGGGUCAGGAAUCUUUAAGAGCAACCAGUUUAGCAGAGAACAGUAGCAGUGACCAACGCCAGGCCUGCAUGAAGCAUGAGCUGUAUGUCAGCUUUCGUGACCUGGGAUGGCAGGACUGGAUCAUAGCUCCCGAGGGAUAUGCUGCAUACUAUUGUGAGGGAGAAUGCUCAUUCCCACUGAACUCAUACAUGAAUGCUACAAAUCAUGCAAUUGUUCAAACUCUGGUUCACUUAAUAAACCCAGAGAAUGUCCCGAAGCCAUGCUGCGCUCCCACACAACUCAAUGCCAUAUCCGUGCUUUACUUUGACGACAGUUCAAACGUCAUCUUAAAAAAAUACAGGAAUAUGGUGGUCAGAGCAUGUGGCUGUCAUUAGCACCAGAGAGAGAAGAACUUGUAUCUGAUGGGCUUUGGAAAGACUGCUGGUUACGGAUCUCGCGUGAUAAGUCAACUUGCUUAAUGGUCUGAGGUUGUUUAAAGGAAAAUCUAACUGUAAAUUGAGAAUUUUUUUUAAUGAUCUUUAUUUUUUAAGGUUGACUAUACAUUAAGUCUUUCUAUACUUGGAGGAAGAGCAACAAUGUUUCUGAGUAGGAAUGGCCUCCUAAAGGGUUGGGCAACCCAAAUUUUAAUAAGUGCUUGGUGGUAGAUUUGCAAUUUUUAGUGGGGAGAGGACAUUUCGUGAUAAUUGAUUUAUUUCUUUCCUGUUAAUUACUCAAUAUGAGCAGGCAAAAAAAAUCCGUACACAAUGUCUAAGGUACAAUAUAACUGGAUAUUUCUGGGUUAAUACUCAGCUGUGACCCAUCAUCUCACUGGAAGCUCAGCAGUUCCAUGACAGACUCCAUGGAAAAUUCUAGAAAUACGGCAAAAAAAUUGCUUCCCCACAAAAUGAAAUACAUGUACAGUGGCUGAGCAGGAAUGUUUUUUUUUCAUGCCAGGGAUAUUGAAAACACCAAUUGCCAUUAAUAUUAGAUUUGUAGAUAAUAAAACUCUGUGGUGUACUGAAUUCAGGGAGUGAGAAGGAGGCCAGUUUAUAUUUAGUUAACUGAUGAUAACAGAGUGGUGAUGGAGCACUACUUUUGGCUUCAGCACUUCCUGGAGAUGGGAGAAGGGGAGAGUGGUGUUAAGCAGGAGUAGUAGCAGUUUGGACUCACUGGUGAUUUCUGUUGAAUGAAACUUGAUGUAAGUAUGUAAGUGAGGAUCUCACUUAUGAUUCCACCAUGAUCAAAUGGCCUAUAUUUAGUUAUUUUGCCUCACUUAACAGGAAUGAUCUGAAGUAUUAGAUCAACCUGUGCAGUAAGGGUCAGCGCACAGGUAGGUGUAAUUUUCAAUCUCUUUUGGGUGGUAACCUGGCACAGCAAAUGGCCUCUGCCUCUGUAAUGUGAUGCCUCAACCAUCUUAGCACCCAGGAGGCAAGAGACAAUGAUACCCAACAGCUUCAGAAGUUUAGUAAUGAAAACUGGAAAAACACUUAUGAAAGUUGAUUAAAAGCAAAAUACUGCGGAUGCUGGAAAUCUGAAGCAAAAACAAAAAUUGCUGGAAAAACUCAGCAGCUCUGACAGCAUCUAUGGAGAGAACGUUUCAAGUCCAGGUGACUCUUCUUCAGAAAGUUGAUUGUUUGGCUGCUUAGUCAAAGUUAAAUGGCAGCUCUGCAACUGAGAAGAUUUGACUCAAGUGCAAAGCCUGAGAAAUUCAUAGCAGGUCACCUGAGGAGGUUUCUUCUGCUCCGUGUAGUGUAAUCUUACAGCAUGGUGCACCAGUUCUGGUCAUCUUAUUACAAAAAGGAUUUGGAGGCAUUGAGAUGAUAUGAAAAAGAUACAGAAGGUUGAUGCUAGAACUGAGGGGAUAUACUCAUUAAGAAAAACUGAACAGAGUUGAAUUGUUGUCUCUAGAAGAGAGAAGAUUUAGGGACAUUUAAAAGAGGUCUUUAAAAUUAUAAAGGGGUUUGAUAGGGUAGACACAGAGGAAAUGUUUCAACAUGUGAGGGAGACCAAAAUCAGAGGCCAUAAAUAUAAGGUAAUCACCAAUAAGUCAAAAAGAGAAUUCAGGACAAAUAUCUUUAUCUGGAACUCACUGAGGCGAAUUGGCUAAAUGCAUUUAAGGGGAAGCUGGGUAAACAAGUGAGGAAGAAAGAAAUAAACAAUUAUGCUUAUAGGGGUAGAUGAAGUAAGGCAGGAGGAUGCUCAUGUAGAACAUAAACACUGGCACAGACCAGCUGAGCCAAAUGGCCUGUUUCUGUGCUGGAUACUGUAUGUACUUCUCUGCAAUCAGAAACAUAGGACUUAGGAAUAGGAGUAGGUCAUUCAGCCCUUCGAGCCUGCUCCCCCAUUCAAUAAGAUCUGGCUGUGGUCUCAAUUUCAUUUUCCCAUCUGACCCCAUAACACUUGACUCCCCUAUCUUUCAAAAACCUGUCUAACUCUACUUUGAAUAAAUUCAAUGAUCCAGCCUCCACUGGUCUCUGGGGAGCAGAAUUCCACAUAAUAAUGAGCCUCUGAGAGAAAAAAUUUCUCCUAAUCUCUGUCUUAAAAGAGAAGCCUCUUAAACUGUGUCCCCUAGUUCUAGUUCUAGUCUACUACACAAGGAGCAAAGCAAGCCUAUCCCUUCACCUAUCCUUACCAAUGAGUUGCAGUCCAGAAUCCUAGCAUUGCAUUAAUCUUCUCCCUUUCCAGAAAGUUUACAUUCAACAAUCUAUCCAACCAUCCAAAGUAAACUUCACUGUUCAAUCAAUAUUCAAAAAUAACCUGUAUCUCUCAUUACCUGCAAUAAUCUGGAGCUGUUCAUUCCCCCUGAUAACCAACAUCAAAACAACAGCUUGCACUUAUAUAGCACCUUUACAUCCCGAGGUGCUUCACAGGAGUAUAAUCAAGUAAAAUGACACCAUGAGAUAUUAGGACAGGUGACCAAAACUCUAGUCAAAGAGGUAGGUUUUAAGGAGCGCUUUUGAAGGAGGAAAGGUAGAGUUGGAGAGGUACAACAAGUGAAUUCCAGAGCUAAGGGCCUAAACAUCUAAAGACAACCAUCAAUGGCUAAUGGUUAAAAAAUAGGCGUGAGCAAGAGGCCAGAGUUGGAGGACCACAGAGAUCUCUAAGGACUGUGGGGCUGGAGGAGAUUGUAAAUAUAGGGAGGGGUCAGGUCACGGACGGAUUUGGGAACAAAGAUGAGAAUUUUAAAAUUGUAGUGCUGCAAGAUCAGGAUAUUCUGAUUUUACCAUGAUUUUCUUAUUUAGCCUGAUGAGCUGGGAUAAUCUAAACCUGCCAUUUUUACCACUGGUUACCCAGGAUAACCUGAACCUACUCUUUACCCUGAUUCCUCAGGAUAAUCUAAACCAACUCUAUUACUGAUGAGGGAUUUACAUUAAGGCUACCAGUAGGAAAAGCCCAGAGACCAUAUAUAUCCCUAAAAUGAGAUUAUGAUGAGAUUGAGCUGUGGAUCAAAUUUUCGCAUUGUGUGCAAACUCCAGUUCACACUGCUGUUCCGAAAUCAUUUACCUUCUAAAGUUUGAUUGCUUCCAGAUUUUCAUUUUUGCAGUGAAUCAGGAAAAAUCUCCACUAAGUUACUGUGACAGGAGUCUGUUCUGAAUAAAGCAAUCCUCAAAUCUU
Molecule: messenger RNA, 4802 nt
Organism: Carcharodon carcharias (great white shark)
Lineage: Eukaryota; Metazoa; Chordata; Chondrichthyes; Lamniformes; Lamnidae
Gene: bmp7b
Product: bone morphogenetic protein 7b
Exons: 7
Coding region: 311-1582 (423 amino acids)
Biological process (GO): SMAD protein signal transduction
Cellular component (GO): extracellular region
Molecular function (GO): growth factor activity; cytokine activity
Source: RefSeq, a predicted model, not a curated record